This is a messenger RNA of Racocetra fulgida, 386 nucleotides long. The record is from the annotation of a GenBank genome assembly. NCBI's taxonomy places the organism in Eukaryota, Fungi, Glomeromycota, Glomeromycetes, Diversisporales, Gigasporaceae.
AACAUCUGACUCAAUGUUCUUAUGAACGAAAGAAACUGUAUUAUCAUCCUCCUUUUACAGAAUGGCCAAAGAAUUUGAAGGAAGCAGUAAAUUUAUUUGAAACGCCCGAAGAUGAACAUUUUGAUGCUAACGAUUCUGUUCAAGAAACAGUAGUUAUUAUUCAGAAUAAUGGGGACGAGCCUAUCUAUAUUUCAAAUGAUAAACGCGAAUUAUUAUCUCUUGACACGACCAGUAAACAAAGAAUCACACUUUUUCGUGUGUAUAGCAGAAAAGUUGACACAGCUAUAACAUAUUCUCCAGAAACGGAAGAAUCCGAACAUUUUGAAACGCCACUAGAAUAUCUAAGGAAGGUCAUCAGUGAAACACCUUCAACUUCGCAUAAAUAA